CCCUUCGAGACCGGGACCGCCUCCUAUGAUCUCAAGAAGCAGGCGCGCUGCAUAGCCGCCCUUGAGGGUGAUACGGACCGGAACACGUUUGUCGCGGCGACGUUGGUGCUGCGCGGGCAGAACGAGCUGCACGUGGUCGAGUUCAACGAGGACACGAACGAGGUGUGGUGCCCGCUCGUGUACGCACUGCCGCACGAGGUCUGGGGCGUCGCCUGCUGCCCCGCGCCCGAGCACGUCCAGCUGGUGCUCGCCACAUCGUCGGACGGCGCCGAGCAGCGGACGAGCCUCUACCGCAUGGACAGGCUGGCGGAGCGGGAGGCGGCGCCCGAGGCGGGCCACCGCGGCGCCCCCGCGCCGGCGCCGCUGGCCGAGCUGCUGCAGCUCGGCGGCCCUUGCGCGCUCGGCGACUCGGUCGACGUGCUGUGGAACCCGGUGCUGCCCGAGCAGGUCGCCUCGCUCCACCGCGGCACCGUCCGGCUGUGGAGCCUUUCGCACGCAGCCGCGGCCUCGUCCGCGAGCGAGAGCGGCGCCGCGCCGUCGCCGCGCGAGGAGGGUUCCUUCGGCUGCGGCCGGUGGGACCCGCACCACGCGCACGCCCUCGCUCUCGCCUGCGAGUCGGACCUGCUCACGCUCGACACGCGCUCCAUGAAGAGCGCCGUCGCCGUCGCAGACGCGCACGAGCAGCCGGUGCGCGGUCUCGACUACAACCCGAACAAGCCAAACACGCUCCUCUCCUCUGGCGACGACUACCACGUCAAGGUCUGGGACUUGCGCAAGCCGCUCACGCCGGUGCUCUCGCUGCUCGCGCACGCCCACUGGGUCACCUCCGCGACGUACAACCGCUUCCACGACCAGCUCCUCCUCUCGUGCGGCACCGACAGCCAGGUCAAGCUGUGGCGCGCCGCCGCGAUCUCGUCUGCGCCGCCCAGCCUCGACUACGAGGAGGCCGACCCGUCCGAGGUCGAGGCGGACGGCAUCGUGCGGCCAUACACCGACCACGAGCAGUCCGUCUUUGGAGCCGUCUGGUCCGCCGCCGACGCGUGGAUCUUCGCCUCCCUCUCGCUCGACGGCAAAGUGGUCGUCAACCACGUGCCGCCGUCAGAGAAGUACAAGAUUCUGCUUUGAGCCCCGGCCGCGUGUCGCCUUGCGCCAGUCUGCUCUGGAGGGCGAGUUUAUCUCACUGAGGUGGAUGUGUGACGGUAAUGCUUGCGUCGUGAUCAGGCCGG
Molecule: messenger RNA, 1226 nt
Organism: Emiliania huxleyi CCMP1516
Lineage: Eukaryota; Haptophyta; Isochrysidales; Noelaerhabdaceae
Exons: 9
Coding region: 295-1125 (276 amino acids)
Biological process (GO): protein ubiquitination
Molecular function (GO): protein binding
Source: RefSeq, a predicted model, not a curated record